GUAAAGAAGCUUACCCGCUUGGCGCACACGACUGUUAAAACCCUGUUUCUCCCGAAAAACCUUUUAGUUCCUCUCAAGGCUUGGAGAGAUCAACAUCUCUGUUUCCAGUAAUGUUUCAAAACGUCUUGAACUGAACGGAACCAGUGAUUCGUUAUAUAAUAAAUUCUAAUGAAUACAAGGGGAUGGAGAAAAAAAUCUUAUACUAAAGAACAUUGUUGUUUCAAUAUUUUAGGAGAGCUGACGCAACAGUUACCGAGGCGGGAAAAACAGAUUCAAAGUUAUGGAAGCAGGUCAUGGUUCAAGAAGACAAGAAAGACAUGAAAAGUCUGUAAUGCUCAUUUAGUUCAAGGUAAAUAACAAAAGGAGAGUCUUUGGAGGUUAACUAUAUUUUAUUGAUUCUCGUAGUGCGAUAAACCCGGAGAUGACGGAAAUUAUGGUAACGAUCUUUAACUGGAUAAUUUCAAACACGAAAUAUAGUAAGGCGUAAUAAUCUCAUUUUUUAUUUUUAUAUGAGUGAACAUUAUAAUCCAUGGAGUUUUUGAUCAACCAACAGCUUUGCGGAGAAUCACAGUUCUUACCUUUAGUGAACAAAGUAAGUGUUCUCCUACCAAUUGUAAUUAUUAUGAAUAUCAUGUUGCAAUUGUCCUUAAAGGAUAGAAAGCGACAAAUGUUAUCUACUGUUUGUACAUAAACAACAUUGAUUGUAGUGGGGAAUACAGUGACCUAUAUAUAUUCCCUUGAAUGAACGUUCUCUCUUUUUUAUUCCGAGUGUAGUUUAUUCAAUGCUUCCUUAACUGCGGCAAAGGAAGCAUGUGACCAGUUAUUAAAUCAGAGGAAAUUGUAACAUCUACCAUGCAGUAAUAAUAUUGGAGUUUUCGACCAUAGCUUACGAUCAGAUGGGAAGUCGUAAUUUUUCCAAUGGAGCCAACAUUUAGUAACAUCGUCCUCAUUGUUGUCUUGUCCGUGAUAAUCUUUCUCACUUUGGCAGGAAAUACUCUUGUGAUUACAGCCGUCGCGACGACACGAAGGAUGCGGACAAUUACUAAUUAUUUUGUGGUGUCACUAGCUGUGUCCGACUUAUUGGUUGGAUUCCUUGUGAUGCCGUUGGGAGUGAUGCAGGAAGUGGCUCAACACUGGCCACUGGGAAGGAUAACCUGUGAACUAUGGAUCUCACUGGAUGUUUUGUUGUGUACAGCUUCUAUCUUGAACUUAUGCUGCAUUAGUCUGGACCGUUACUUUGCUAUCACCUCUCCUAUGAGAUAUGUUGUCAAAAGGAACUCAAGACUCGCAUUAGUCAUGAUUGCAGGCGUGUGGGUUUUGUCAGUCCUCAUCACCUGUCCUCCCUUGUUUGGUUGGCACGAAACCGAUCGGCAGAUUUCCCGGAAAUGUGAGUAUAACAGCAACAUUGGUUACAUAAUAUACUCUGCUUUAGGGUCGUUCUACAUACCAGCUUUGGUCAUGUUGUAUGUUUACUACAGAAUCUUCGCUGUGGCCAGGAAGCGAGAAUCAGUUCUGACGGACAGUUUUGGCCCAUUAGACGAGGGGGGUAAUUCAUCUUGUCCCGGGGACAAUACUAGCUCGAGUCAGGAAAGAUACAGAACCCACAGAAACACCGAGUCCGUUGUACAGAUUGACAUAAGUCCAGCUUCCAAUGAUCAAGGUACAGGAUUGGACAAAACAAGUGACAGGGACUCCGAUAAGGGCCAGUAUUUAGCUUCAGUCCCUUCUGUGCGAACAGCUUUAAUACUCGAAACCGUCUAUGAUAAUGACAGAAGGUUAAUGAGGACUUAUUCUUCCACUGAAUCUCGCGAAACGUCUUUCAGCAACAUACCCCUCUGUCGCAGUUUAAGAAUAAAAAAAGACCCAUGGCAGCGUAAACAAGGCUACGAAAAAGCUGCUUUUCAAAGAGAAAGAAGGGUCGCAAAAUCUCUAUCUGUGGUAGUAGGAGGAUUUGUUUUAUGCUGGCUUCCUUUCUUUAUUUUGUACAUCAUCGAACCUUUCUGUGUAAAUCCAUUCUCUCCCGUCCUGUGGUCGUGUAUGGUGUGGUUAGGAUGGGUCAAUUCUGCUGUGAACCCCUUUAUCUACGCUCUCAACAAUACAGACUAUAAAAAAGCCUUCGCACGCUUGACCAUAGACAAGAUUAGGAAAACGAGGAGGACAGAUGUGGCUAAUUUUAUCUGAAUUUUCAUCCUCAAUGUUAUUGAAAGUUGGCAUCAUGCUAGAAUUUAAAAAUGACUAUAUUUGUUGUUAAUAUUGUUGUUUA
Messenger RNA from Limulus polyphemus (Atlantic horseshoe crab), 2263 nucleotides. RefSeq names its product octopamine receptor 1-like. Bases 919 to 2181 code for a protein of 420 amino acids. Gene Ontology annotation, biological process: adenylate cyclase-activating adrenergic receptor signaling pathway. The record is from RefSeq and is a predicted model, not a curated record. Lineage: Eukaryota; Metazoa; Arthropoda; Merostomata; Xiphosura; Limulidae. Gene Ontology annotation, cellular component: membrane. The transcript has 2 exons. Gene Ontology annotation, molecular function: G protein-coupled receptor activity.